UAAUUGUGAAAAUAGUCGAUUGGAGUGAGGAAGAUUUUCUCACACACAGCUGUGUCAAUUUGCGUCGUGUCGUCGCGGUGAAUGUUCUAGCACGGCUUGAUGCUUGCUGCAGUCUACUGAGAAAAAAAACCAAGCCAAUCGAUUGAAAAUGUUCUCCACCAAAAAGGAUAUUGAUCGUCAUGUGAAAACCUCUCUCAACAAGUUGCCGGAAAACGAGCGCUACCUGCGUGGACUGGCAAUAGCGAGGCAAUACUUUAAGCUGAAUGAAUAUGCGAGCGCGGAGCACUGGCUGUCCUGUUACCUGUCGGUACAGGAAGAUAGUGCCCCGGCACACAAGCUGCUCGGCCAGUGUUACGAGAAACAGAAAAAGUUUGACCGGGCCAUCACCUCCUACCAACGGUCGCUCCAGCUCGAUUCGAAGCAAACCGGGCUAAUUACGGACGUGUGCAAGCUGUUGCUCAUGGACGACAACCUCUCGAAGCACUUGUCGAAGGCGAAGCACUGGUGCGAUCUGGCCGAAUCGGAGCGCAUCAAUCACGAAGCGGUACUGAACCUGAAGUUGAAGGUAGCGAAUAAGGACGCCACCGCAGACAAUAAGCUAGUAAAGGACAUCAUACUGAAGGAAAUUUUGGCCCGUCCGUUGGAUCCGUUGUUACGCGUACGACUGGUGGACCAUUUUCUAGACGAGAAAAAGGUGGACGAAGCGUUCAAGUACUGUUUCGAGCUGGAGAUGAAAUUUUGCGAACCUUUCAUGCAGUCGAACGAGUGGACAAACGGUGUGGCAAACAUGCUGUCGAAAUACUCUGAUUCGCCACCGCCAGGUGAUGGGGCGGGACUGCAAAGGCACUGGAACUAUUAUCUGCUGCAAGCGCUUGUUUUGGACCGGCAGAUCCAUUUGAAUUUACUCGCCGAUUCGACAAUGGAAACAAUCAAGCGAAGCAAUCUGAAGGAAAUAGCACAGAAAUUGUUUAAACUGGACCAAACAUUGCAACAGGUGGCGGAGAAAGGUCGUAAUGCUGCCCCGCAGAAGCAGAUGGCCGAAGCGUAUCUGCAACAUUAUCGGGGUCAGUGGCUCCUGUAUUCGGCAUCGUUGCUGUUUAAGGGUUCGCAAGAUCAGCAGUCCAGUGCUGGCCGGUCGAAGGAUGUGAACAAAAAGUGUCUAGCACUGUUACUAAUGGCUUACCAGUGCGGUGUUCCGAAUCCAGAUGAACCAUGGCUGAAGCACAGCAGUGAAAUGGCACGUAAUUUGCUGGGCUUCUGGAACAAGCAGGCGGCAUUCCGAUGUUGCCAGGCUGGGAGUACGCUGUUGUCCUGUGUGGAAGAUGGUGUUGAUUUGUCUGUGUUGGCGCAAAUACAGAAUGUUACGGAAACAAAGGUUUGGACAACGGCGGAUGAUAUAGUAAAUCAGAUUCGUCAACUCUGCUCGGAUCCUGCAUGGCGUCAAAAUGUAUCCCGUGCACUUUAUUCGUUCGGCGACAUUACAUCGAAGGCAGCAUCCGGUGCGUAUUUCACGAAAGACGGUGUUGCGUUCGGCGAACCACAGUAUGUGCUGCCAAAGCGUGAGCAAAUCAUCAUGUACGUAGAGUUCGCUCAAUCGCUGUAUCCUUCCUCAUUGCCGUAUCUGGUGUAUCUGGGUCUGGCGAUCGGGAUGGAAAAUUUAUCCGAAUUUCGAUGCAAAGCGUUCCCACGGUUGAACUUUUCCACCAACAAUCUGGAAAACUGCAACCUGGAAACAUUGAACCAGCUCGAUAUGGAUUCGUUCCUGUACUGCUCGAUUCUCGUUGCCCAUAGCAACCUCGAUAGCAAGCGCUUGUCGAACCAGUCGCACCAGGGUCGUCCGGUAUUUCUGCCCGCGGCAAAUCUUAUCCCACUGCUGUGUGAGGAUAGUAAGAUCGAUUGGUGGAGUGCCGCGUACCAGCUGAUCAAGAGUAGUACCGCUAAGGAUGCGGCGGUUAGUGUGGCCGAACAGCGCCAGCUGCUGCAGCAUGGUUUGCAAGCGAUUCGAGGCACCGGUGCACCACUAUGCGAUGUUAUCGUGUUGCUGAAGUUGGGCCAGGUGCUGGUACUACGGGCAGGAGGUGUAUCAAAGUUGGUCACAUCAAAGAUCACACCGGAAGAACGACGGUACAUCGAGAGCCGCGUUGAAUCCGUUUACCGUGCCGGGGUGUUGCUGUGGAAGCUACGUAACGAAUCUUCGUACGCUGGUGGCAUAGAUGGUGAGGGAGGUGGUGGUGGUGGUGGCGGCCGCUACGGUUCCGAAAUGUUCUUCAAGUACGGUGGCAAAUCGUACGAUUGUCAGCAGGAAGUGGCUAAGUUGGCCGAGACGGCCAUUACAUUUCUGGCAACGGUUUACUUCAAACGCAGUCGGUAUGAAGAAUUCGCGCAAGACUUUGGCGGCAUUCCUUUACCGUUUGCGGCGUACUUUCGUGCGGAAGCGUUUAAAAAGUUGGACGAAUCCAACAAAACACCGCUGAAAGCAAAAAAGUUUUACUCUGAGCGUGCGCGUGAAUGUAUCCGCCAAACACAGCGCUAUUUGGAGCUACCGUACGUGGAACGAGACCAUCCGCUGAAUCACGUGGUGCAGAAUGAGAUGAAGCGUCUAUCGUUCGCAAACGAUUCGUUCGAUGGGAGUUUGAACACAUCGGCCAACGGAGGUGUCGUGGGAACGAGUGCGGACGAAAGCGAUCAUUUCCAGUCUUUUACAUCCUCGAUGACGAAUGCUGGGAUGGGCGCGACAAGUGGAACAGCAGCGGGCGUUUUGCUAUCACGCAGCAUGACAGAGCGGGAUUCGGCGACCGCUGCUGCCGCCUCGAUGUGUCUAGCGAAAACGAACGAUCUCGAGGCACUGAUACGACAGAUGAUGGAAACACUGACGUUCGUUAAGGAGGAUGUACUGGGAAUUCGAAACGACGUAGGCGACAUGCAGGAUCGAUUGGUUAAGAUCGAGGAAAACAUGUUCCGGAAGUCACCGGUGGAAGCGGUGGGUGUAGCUGGAACAUCAACGUCGACCCCAUUAGUGAAUGAAUCGUCGGCCACGGUGUCUGCAGCGGCUGCUGCAGCGGCCAUGCAAGCCAUGAGCGAUAUGUACAUGAUGGAUGAGUUGCAGGGUACCUCACCGGCCCUAGCAUAUCAACAUGCCGCAGCAGCUGCUCGAACCCCGGUAAUGGGCGGCGUUGGGAUGGCUCCUCCCCAGCAACCAGCCUAUCACAAUAUGUACGGUACCAAUGUGUAUCCCAAUUACUUACCACCGCCGGGACAGAUGGCGGGUCAGUAUCAACAGCAGCAGCAAAUGCUAACUCCACGCGGUCACCCAAUGACAGGAGCGAUGGGAGCUUCUCCGAUGCACACCAGUGCCGCUUAUCAUUCGGACAGUCUCCUGAUACCGUCCGGUGGAUCGCCAGCUGCCGGUGGAUAUCACCAUUUGCCGGCGUUCCAGCAAACUGUUCUACCGACACAAUCCGAUUCCCAGCUGGUCAUGAUGCAUUCAGGCCCGGUGAUGUCCCAAAUUACCACGCCCGCCUCAACGGUCACUUCGAAAUCGGGAAGCGGCGGCAGUCUUUCGAUCGAACAAUCGCUGCAGACUCCCGCACUCCUUAGCAGUUGGAACAAUACCUACAACAGUAGCAACACCACGUUCAAUGCUCCGGCAUCCUCGGCGUCCGUGUCAAGUAUUGCGUUGUCCACCUAUUUGUCCACCAGUGCGGAAACGAAAGGCGGUGCACCGGUAAAUGUGGUCAUUACUAGCUCAGAUCCGUUACCACCACCACCAAGCAUUAACAGCUCCACUUUUGCCGCUAGUUCGGGCGUACAACCCACGUACAGCGUUACAAUUCCUCCGCAACACAUAAAACACAGCAAUACGGGUGGCAGCAUUGGACAGGGAACGACAGGCAACAACAACACCAGCACACCCAAACCGGAACCAAUUCCAGUAUCCACCACCGUAAACACAAAGUUCCCGAUGCCUUCGAUCCAGUUGGCGGCUGGUGAUAAGACUACCACCGCCAUUGGUGGUCCGCUUUCUACGACCUUCGCACCAUCUUUCUUUGCUAACAUGGUGUCCCCGGCGAAGAAUUCUUCCAGCGUGACCAAUCAACUCGAGGAAGAUGAUGACGAUGAUGAUAAAAACGUUUCGGGUGGUGUCGAGUACGAUCCCCGUCCAGACUUCCAACCGAUCAUACCUUUGCCGGAUGAGAUUGUGGUGCGUACUGGCGAAGAAGACGAGGAGCAAAUGUUCAGCGGACGCUCGAAACUGCUCCGGCUGGUCGACCGGGAAUGGAAGGAGCGUGGUUUGGGUGAGCUGAAGAUACUGCGAUCGAAGGCCGAUCCGGCCAAGGUAAGGAUCGUGAUGCGACGGGAACAGGUGCACAAGAUCUGUGCCAAUCACUACAUCACACCUGAGCUUAUCAUAAAACCGAUGGAAAAGCACAAGGAAUGUUACAUCUGGGCGGCGAUGGACUUUGCCGACGAGGAACCGAAAAAAGAAUCGUUCUGUGCCCGGUUUGGUACUGUCGCGUUAGCGAACGAAUUCUAUCAGACGUUUGUCGCGGCACGGGACGAGGUUGCUCGCUUGCGUGCAGCCGAUGGUGGUAAUCAGCAGAGCAGUGGCAAGAGCUCAGCUCCACCACCUGCCACGGUCGGUGGUAGCUUUGCGUUUAGCAGCACACCGAAAUCAUCCAGUACGCCUGUUUCGUCUGCGGUAACAACGGCCCAAACAACAGCAACCGGAGUUGUGAAACCAUUUGGAGACUUUACAUUCGCAAAAAAUUACACACCACCCUCAGUUGUCGCUAAACCGCUAAGCACCCCUACAACAACCGGAACUGCUAGUAACGAUGGUAAACCGAGUCCGUUUGCGUCAUUCACAUUGAAAGCUCAAACAACACCGGCUAUCGGCGCUGGGUCUUCCAAUCCAUUUGGUACUAUUUUCGGUGGACUUGGAUUCGAGGAGCGCGACUUCAUCUGUGCCCACGAAACGACGAACGUAAUCGGUCUGAAGCGUCGGGACCAGCAGGCAUCUAGUGCGUGGACGGAUUGUGAAGUUAGCAGCGGACUGUUACGUCUGCUUACCUCUACGUCAACCAUUCGGCUAUUGAUGCGCAACAGUGACCGGCCCAGCACCAUCUAUCUGAACCACAUCCUUAGCAAGGAAGUGCAGAUGAAAGCCGCCGAAAAAAAUGCUUGCAGCUGGACUGUCCAGCAAGAUGCUACGUAUCCUACUGCUAAGGGGCCGCUAACUUUUAUGGCAACGUUUAAAACCACUGACGAGCGGGAUCGAUUCUUAUCGGCGGUGCAGAAAUUGCUUCCCAAUGUAUCUGCUGCUAAGACAAUCACGACGACUACUGGUUUCGGCGAUAAGUUCAAACCAAAGUCGGGAAGCUGGGAAUGUCCUGGUUGCUACUUGACCAACAAAGCGGACACUACGAAAUGUGUCGCGUGUAAUGAGCCGCGCGAUCCAACGAAGAAGGACGAACCAAAGCAAUCCACUCUUACGGGUGGGCUAUUCGGUAAUCUUGCCCCACCGAAGGAAGGUGCCAGCAAGUUUACGUUCGGUAUGCCUCCAUCCUCCGUUACUGUGACGCCGAUCACUUUCGGUUCGGUUACACCUGCUACAACGGUGGGUUCGAAAAAAUCUUUGGAUCUACAGUCUACAAAACCUGCUACAUCUACCCCGGCAAAGGGUGGAACCGCUGUCAGCGGUGGUGGCGGUGUUGGAUUCGGCGAACAGUUCAAACCGAAACCUGGCUCAUGGACUUGCAACGAUUGCUAUCUUUCCAACGGAGCAGACGCGCUGUACUGUGUGAGCUGCGAAAGUCCGAAAGAUCAUACGGUUCCGAAGAAAACUGCUGGUGGAGCGUCAUCUACCGGUGGUGGAUUGCUACUAAAGUCGGACACAUCCAAGUUUAGUUUCGCAGCAGGUGGUGGUUUCACCAUUGCUGUGGCGUCUACAGCAGCCGCUAAUGUCACGACAACAGCAGCAGCAUCAGUCGUCAGCUCGAUUACAACUGUAACGAGUACGGCGAGCAGCAACCUUUCGCAGCAAUCCUUCUUUGGAGGAGGAUUUUCUUUCGGCAGCACACUGAAACCGAUACAAAACAACAGUUCGGCAGCCAGUGGUACAAUCGUUGCUGCCGCAACACCGGAGAAACCCGUUUUCAAAUUUGAACUACCAACACCGACCGGUGGUCUUUCGUUUGGCUCGAAGCUAACACCGAACAAGACUGCAAGCAGCAGCAGCAUUGGUGGUGAUGGACAGACCACUGUCAGCACUUCGUCAGCGAUCAGCAAGCUGGAUCCACCGGAGAAAGCCACAUUUGGUUUUGUGUUCAAGCCAAAAUCACCGGGCCGCACGCUAAGUGGGGAAGGUGAUGGUGCGGACGAUGAUGGCGCAACUGGCGAAAACAGUGUGACGGAGGAAGAAAACAAUACCUACUUUGCGCCCGUUAUUCCGCUACCGGAUAAGGUCGAAGUAAAAACUGGCGAGGAAGACGAGCACGUGCUGUACACACAUCGUGCUAAACUUUAUCGUUUUAUCAGCUCCGAAUGGAAGGAACGUGGCAUUGGUGAUGUAAAGAUCCUGAAGCACAAGGAGACUGGAAAGCUAAGAGUGGUAAUGCGGCGCGAGCAGGUGCUUAAAAUUUGUCUCAAUCACGCUCUUACUGAUGACAUCUGUUACACGAAGAAGGACGACAAAUCUUGGCAGUUUGUGGCUAAUGACUUCUCCGAGGGUAAUUUUGAAAUCAUGAACUUCUGUUUGCGGUUCAAAUCGUCCGAUAUUGCGCAAGACUUCCGUGACGCGAUUACGGAUGCGUUAAGCGGAAAAUUGAACAGCUCGAUGGUGGACGAGACGAAGGAUGAGACGAAAAUUACAUCCCCAGGCCACAACGAUACCACCAUCACGUCCACCAGUUCGCCGAUAGGUGCGUUAAACUUCUCCAAAUUAAGCGACAUUUCACUCAACGAUCGAGAAACGGCACAGAAACUGAAGCUGCCGGAUAACUUUUUCGAAACCACCGCUACAACCACACCAUGUGCCGGUUGUCGUGGUUGCGAUUCGGAUACUUUCGUGUUUCCAACCGUUGAAGGGAAACAGUCCGCGACGGAAUCCGACGGUGAUGAUCAGCCCCUGCCUAUAGAUAUUAAGAGCGUAAAACCGUUGCCACCUGUGGCGCCGCAGAGUAGCUUACCGAACAAAGUGCUAUUUGGUGGAGCCCAGACCGCAAACAUAUUUGGUGGAGAUAAUGCAGCAAAAGUAAGCGCAACACCGGCGGCCCCCAUACCGGGUUUGUUCUCGGGAUUAUCGUUUAAGGUACCAGCGGGCACUGGUAGCAGUGUGGGACCCGCCAGUACGACAAGCACUUUCCUAUCAGCGGAAAAAAAAUCAUCAGCAUCGCCUUUCAUGUCUGCCACUUCAAUUUUCGGUGGUGUGCAGCCAUCCUCCACAGCGGAGCAAACGGCAACGAGUGGUACGAAUGCUAAGUUUGCUUUUGGAAGUUCAGUUGCGAUUGGAUCGGCAGCUUCUGGCGGUUCGAUCUUCUCUGCAUCGCUUAAUACAACACCGAAAACAUCGUUUGUUGCGCCAGCGGGAUCACCUGGUGCACAGGUAACAUCUACCACGGUUGAUAACAGCAAAACCACCACCAACACGGUCGUGGCUGCUGCAAAACAGACCAACACGAGCAGCCCACUGUUGCAGCCCGCAUCCCUAACAACGCCACCUUCCGGCAAAAUGGCUGAAGGGGCAGGAAAAUUCUUUGGAUCAUCAGUCGGAGGCUUUGGCAGCAGCGGUGGUUUCGGUUCUACCGGUAGUACGAAUAUGUUCUCGGGAGGAAACAUUUUUGGUGGUACGAGUACGAAAACAGCUACCAGUGCUACCGCAACGCCACCAAGCAGUGCAGUUGGUAGUACACCAGCACCAACUACUACUAUCAGCAAUUCCCUUUUCGGAAGUGUUGCCUUCGGCGAUGCUGGUAAACCUUCCAUUUUUGGCGGUGCAAGUGGCUUUACUUUUGGUAGUUUAGCUAAGCAAUCUACCACAGUAACAACCAGCAGCAAUAGCGUCUCCUCCACCAAUAACAGCGAUGCUCCUUCGUUGUUCAAAAUGGACGAUAGUGUAAGCUUUGCGACACUGGCUAGCAGCAAUAGUCCUGCAUUUAGCAACACACUCAAGCAAACAGAGGAUGGUACCAAAUCUGCCGGAGGCUUCGUAGGAUUAACGGUGAAGGAGGAUUUCUUUUCUCGCUCGGCCUCAGCUAAACUAAACAACAGUACAGAUGGCGCCGGGGCUAAUAAUACUGAGCCAACCAAUGGUAAUAGGGAUGAGAUGGGAGCAAUGGGCGGUGAGGAUGGCACGGUUGCCGCUGGUGGAGAGGAAAAUUAUGAUCCGUACUACGCCCCUGUCAUACAGUUGCCAGAUGAGAUCGAAGUGCGUACGGGUGAGGAGGAGGAAACAAAACUGUUUGGCGAACGUGCCAAACUAUUCCGUUACGAUGCGACCACAAAGGAAUGGAAAGAAAGAGGUGUCGGAGAACUAAAGAUUCUACACCAUCCAGUAAGGAACACUUAUCGGUUACUGUUACGACGUGAACAAAUUUUCAAGCUCGUCCUGAACCACGCCAUCACAGCGGACCUUUCCAUUACUCCGAUGAACAACUCCGACAAGGCAUUCGUUUGGGGCGCCAUGAAUCAUGCCGAGGCACCGGGCCAGCUGGAACAGUUGGCUGCCCGCUUCAAGAACGAAGGCAUUGCGUCCGAGUUCCGCAGCACAUUGGAACGGUGCCAAGAGAAAUUGCGUGCCAGGCCAGAUCUGGAGCCAGAUCAAGAUUAAUAACAAAUGUU
Messenger RNA from Anopheles maculipalpis, 8838 nucleotides. It is a transcript of the gene Nup358, whose product is annotated as E3 SUMO-protein ligase RanBP2. The record is from RefSeq and is a predicted model, not a curated record. NCBI's taxonomy places the organism in Eukaryota, Metazoa, Arthropoda, Insecta, Diptera, Culicidae. The transcript is spliced from 7 exons. Gene Ontology annotation, molecular function: protein binding. Bases 149 to 8827 code for a protein of 2892 amino acids. Gene Ontology annotation, biological process: nucleocytoplasmic transport.